Solea senegalensis (Senegalese sole) is the source of this 8421-nucleotide messenger RNA. RefSeq names its product CLIP-associating protein 1-B-like. Gene Ontology annotation, cellular component: mitotic spindle; microtubule organizing center; spindle microtubule. NCBI's taxonomy places the organism in Eukaryota, Metazoa, Chordata, Actinopteri, Pleuronectiformes, Soleidae. Gene Ontology annotation, biological process: mitotic spindle assembly. The record is from RefSeq and is a predicted model, not a curated record. Gene Ontology annotation, molecular function: microtubule binding; kinetochore binding. Bases 299 to 5209 code for a protein of 1636 amino acids. The transcript has 43 exons.
GAACGACGGAGGAGGAGGAGACGACACUUUUUUCUGCUUUUUUUCUGGGAACGACUCCGUCCGUUCAUCCGGUGGGCGCCUCUGUAACCGGCCACCGGGUUAAUAACUCAUUAAUUUACCCGCCUGCAGCAGUUACAGCAGCUCCACAGGACAAUGAGGAGACGUGUCCACCUCCAGGAUGUCACCUCGCUCACUCCUCCAGCCGUAGCCUCCUCCUGAGCCUCAAAACCGGCUUGUUAACAGUUCUGUCCUCUGUCACGCCUCUGGUGGAGCUGACGUGAAGGAGCAAGGCCAGGUGAUGGAGGAGGACGAGGUGGUGGUGGUGGUGAGCAUAGAGUAUCUGCUGGAGCAGACCAUGCAGAAGGACCUGGGGAGGAGGCUCCAGGAGGGUCAGGAGAUCAUAGAGAUCAUCCUGGACCAAGAGAGGUCUCCUGACCUGGAGCAGGACCAAAAUACGCUGGACAGGAUGGUGGACGCGGUGGCCAGCUCCUGGGUCAACUCCAGCAACUUCAAGGUGGUUCUGUUGGGGAUGGACAUUCUGUCGGCUCUGGUCAGUCGACUGCAGGAGAAAUUCAGGACACAAGUUGGAACUGUUCUGCCGAGCCUCAUCGAUCGACUCGGAGACGCCAAGGACCAAGUUCGGGACCAGGACCAAGCGCUUCUGCUGAAGAUCAUGGACCAGGCUGCAAACCCACAGUACGUGUGGGAGCGAAUGGUGGGUGGCUUCAAACACAAGAACAACCGGACCAGAGAAGGACUCUGCCUCUGCCUCAUCUCAACAUUAAACGUGUUUGGAUCUCAGAGUCUGACGCUCAGUAAAAUCGUUCCUCACAUCUGUAACCUCCUCGGAGACCCCACCAGUCAGGUGCGAGACGGCGCCAUGAACUGCCUCGUUGAGAUCUACCGACACGUUGGAGAGCGAGUGCGCAUUGACCUGGGAAAGAAGGGUCUGCCUCAGUCACGGCUGAAUGUCAUCUUCAGUAAAUUUGACGAAGUUCAAAGGUCGGGGAACAUGGUCCUGUCACCUCUGUCCGACAAAAACUUCGAGGACGAUGACUCGGUGGACGGUGGCCGCUCCUUGUCCUCGUCCAAAGGAGCCCCGCUGUCCGGGAAGAAGACGGUGAGCAUGGGGACGUUUCGCCGGCCAAGCUCCGCCUCCAGCAGCAAGUCUGCAGGGAAGGACGGCUCUGGAGCAGGAGCUGUGGACGAGGACGACUUCAUCCAGGCCUUUGAGGACGUUCCCACAGUGCAAAUUUACUCCAACAGAGAAGUGGACGAGGCCAUGACCAAGAUACGAGAUGUGCUGUCGGACGACAAGAGGGACUGGGAGCUGAGAGUGGCAGCUCUGAAGAAGGUGCGUUCGCUGGUCCUGGCUGGAGCUCCUGAGUUUGAAGGGUUCCUGCAGCAGCUGCGGCUCAUGGAGGCGGCGUUCAAGCUGUCGGCCAAAGACCUGCGCUCUCAGGUGGUGAGAGAAGCCUGCAUCACUCUGGGUCACCUGUCGCUGGUUCUCGGCAGCCGCUUCGACCACGCAGCGGAGGCCGUCAUGCCGGCACUGCUCAACCUGGUUCCCAACAGUGCCAAAAUCAUGGCCACGUCCGGCGUGGCCGUCAUCCGCCUCAUCCUUAGACACACUCACUACCCUCGUCUCAUCCCCAUCAUCGCCAGCAACUGUGCAUCCAAAUCUGUGGCGGUCAGGAGACGCUGCUUUGAGUUUUUGGAGUUGAUGCUGCAGGAGUGGCAGACCAGCUCACUGGAGAGACAUGGGACAGUUGUGAUGGAGACGAUAAAGAAAGGAAUUCACGAUGCAGACGCCGAGGCUCGCUCUGUGGCCAGAAAGUGUUACUGGAGUUACCACGCCCACUUCAGCAGGGAGGCAGAGCAGCUCUUCCAGGGCCUGGAGUCGUCCUAUCAGAAAGCACUGCAGGCUCACCUGAGGAGCGGGGACAGUCUGAUGUCACUGCCCGCCUCUGACCGCUCCUCCUCCUCCUCUCAAGAGAGCCUCAAUCGACCCGUGUCUGUGAAAAGCAGCGCCAGAAGCAACACCAGCAGAAGUAAACACGCCAAACCCACUCACUCCUCCAGAACUGCCGCCACCGCAGCUUCCUCUCCAGGCUCCCUCCAACGUUCUCGCAGUGACGUGGACGUAAACGCCGCCGCCACUGCCACAGCCCGCACCAGGAUGCCCACAGUCCCCUCUGUGUCCUCAGCUUCUCCCUUCAGCGCGGCCUCGGCGCUUCCUCCUGGAUCCUACGCUUCUCUGGAUGCCUCAUGGUCUGUGAAUGCAGAUGGUCGAGUGAGAACCCGGAGGACGAGCGCAGGAAACGGUCCGUGUGUGACGGACAGUCGUGGUCGUAGCAGAGGGAAGGUCGUGUCACAGUCUCAGCCCGGGAGUCGCUCGGGUUCUCCGGGGCGUCUGCUGAGCGCCACCUACGGCAGAAAACCAAGACCUACGAUGGGCACCGCCGCCGCUGCUGCCGCCACGAACCCCAACACGUCAACCAGUCAGACAGACAAGAGCCGGCCUCGAGGUCACCGCAGUCAGGGCUGCAGCCGAGAGACCAGUCCCACCAGAUCAGGAAUGGCCCGCAGUCGAAUCCCUCGACCGAGCAUGAGUCAGGGCUGCAGCCGUGAAACCAGUCGCGAGAGCAGCCGCGACACCAGCCCCACCAGGGGUUUCUCCCCCCUGGCGACGCGGCGUCACUCCCGCUCCACCAGCGCCCUCUCGUCUGCAGAGUGCUACUCAGACCGACUUUCCCACCAGGCUCGGAUCUCGGCCUCCGUCAACGCCAUGAAAAUCCUCAACACGGGCACUGAGGUGGAGGCCGCGGUGGCAGACGCUCUGCUGUUAGGAGACUCCAGGAGUAAGCAGCGGCGCCCGGCGCGGCGGCGCUUCGAGUCGCCCGGCAUGUACUCGGACGACGACGCCAACAGCGAUGCGUCCAGCGCCUGCUCUGAGCGCUCGUACGGCUCGCGCAACGGCGGCAUGGCGCCGCACUACCUGCGCCAGGACGUGGACGUGGCGGAGGUCCUGAACCACUGCGCCAGCUCUAACUGGUCUGAGAGGAAGGAGGGUCUGCUGGGACUGCAGAACCUGCUCAAGAGCCAGAGGAUGCUCAGUCGCGUGGAGCUGAAGAGACUGUGUGAGAUCUUCACCAGGAUGUUUGCAGACCCUCACAGUAAGAGAGUGUUCAGCAUGUUCCUGGAGACUCUGGUGGACUUCAUCAUUCUUCACAGAGACGACCUGCAGGACUGGCUCUUUGUUCUGCUCACACAGCUGCUGAAGAAGAUGGGAGCAGACCUGCUGGGCUCUGUCCAGGCCAAAGUCCAGAAGGCUCUGGACGUCACCAGAGAGUCUUUUUCAUACGAACAGCAGUUCAACAUCCUCAUGCGUUUCAUCGUGGACCAGACGCAGACGCCCAACCUGAAGGUGAAGGUGGCCAUCCUGCGCUACAUCGAGGCUCUCGCUCGCCAGAUGGACCCGUCAGACUUUGUCAACUCCAGCGAGACGCGCCUCGCCGUCUCGCGCAUCAUCACGUGGACGACCGAGCCAAAGAGCUCCGACGUCCGCAAGACCCUUCACAACUGGGCAGGGGAGGAUUUCUCAGGUCGCUGCAGCACUGUGGCCUCUCUGCCAGGAGAGGGAAACCUGGAGGAGAGGUGCAAGCAGGCAGCUCAGGUGGUGCUGAUCGCUCUGUUUGAGUUGAACACACCAGAGUUCACCAUGCUGCUCGGAGCUCUGCCCAAAACCUUCCAGGACGGAACGACCAAGUUGCUGCACAACCACCUGAGGAACGCCAGCGCCAACAGUGGCAUCGUCAUGUCGUCUCCCUGUAACUCGAUGGGUCGGACUCCACCUCGACAGUCGAACAGUCGCAGCAGUCCACUGACCUCACCCACCAACUGCUCCCACGGCGGACUCUCACCCAGUCGUCUAUGGGGCUGGAGCGCAGACGGUCUCUCAAAGUUCCCUGCUCCACCCUUCCCCUCCCCCCCUCUUCCUCCACCCACUGCUCACUCCUCCCUCAAGGCGCUGCGGCGAGCUUACUCACCCAGCAUGCUGGAGUACGACAGCGAGAACCUGAACUCGGAGGAAAUCUACAGCUCGCUGCGCGGCGUCACUGAGGCCAUCCAGAACUUCAGCUUCCGCAGCCAAGAGGAUCUGAUGGAGCCGCUGAGGCGCGACGGCAAGAGGGAUGGCAUGGCCGGUGUGGCGGCGUCUUCAGACUCUGGUGUUGACCUGAUGGAGGGCGGACGCACGGCGUUGGACAACAAGACAUCGCUGCUGAACACGCCGUCACCGCGCUCCUUCACCGGCCCGCGCUUCCGUGACUAUAAUCCGUACAACUACACUGACAGCAUCAGCACGGUGGACAAAGCUGCCCUGAAGGAGGCGCUGCAUGAGGACGCCGUCGACGGGCGUCGACAAGAAAGUGUUGAAAACAAGAUCCUGCCCCCGAAAAGUUUCCCCACGAGUCCCUCGGAGCAGUUGGAGCUGGUGGGGGAGCUGCUGAAGGAGCUCUCUCAGGGUCAGGUGGGGGAGCGAGGGCCUGAGGAGCGUCGAGGGAACCUGCUGGAGCUGCUGAAGGUGGUGAGAGAGGACAGCGUGUUGGUGUGGGAGGAACACUUCAAAACCAUGCUGCUGCUGCUGCUGGAGACGCUGGGAGACAAAGACCACACGAUCCGAGCUCUGUCUAUGCGAGUCCUGAAGGAGAUCCUGAGGAACGAACCGGCUCGGUUCAAGAACUACGCCGAGCUCACUAUCAUGAAGACUCUGGAGGCUCACAAAGACUCUCACAAGGAGGUGGUGCGGGCGGCGGAGGAAGCGGCGUCCACACUGGCGAGCUCCAUCCACCCUGAUCAGUGCAUCAAGGUUCUGUGUCCCAUAGUGCAGACGGCCGACUAUCCCAUCAACCUGGCUGCUAUUAAGAUGCAGACCAGAGCCAUCGAACGCAUCACCAAGGAGCCGCUGCACCAGCUGCUGCCUGACGUCAUUCCUGGACUCCUGCAGGGUUACGACAACACGGAGAGCAGCGUGAGGAAGGCCAGCGUCUUCUGCCUCGUCGCCAUCUACUCUGUGAUUGGGGAGGAGCUGAAGCCGUAUCUGGCCCAGCUGACUGGCAGCAAGAUGAAGCUGCUGAACUUGUACAUCAAGCGAGCGCAGACGUCGACCAGCAACAGCAGCAGCUCCUCCGACAUCUCCUCCUACUGACGCGCCGCGUCGUCUCUGUCCAGCUGAUCCGUCCACGUCUCCGCCGAGGACGACAUCGCGAUUGUCUCUCUGUGGUUUUUCUUUGCUGAUAAAAGUCGUCACGACUGCGUUUGAGUCACGAGCCUUAAAACUUCAUCUUCCACGUCUCCAUCACUCAUCGUAAACGUUUGAAGGUCGCGAGGUGAGUUCAAAGUCGAGGGAGGUGAAGGAAAAACGCCUGCGUCUGUCAGUAUUUCAUUCUCUUUUAUUAGAUUUCUUUGCUUUUGACACAUCAAACCUGAUCAUUUAUUGAAUGUAAAGAGCUUUGAACGAGCGCUGCUGCCUCCUCACGAUCAGAUCAAUCCAUCAUUUUAACGUUCAAAUUGAGGGAAGUGUCCUUCCCUCUAGAUGCGGAGUUAAAGGGUAAAUCUGAGUACAGAUCAAUGCCGACUACAAAAUGUGACUUUAUAUGAAAUGAUCACUUGGCGGGCCAAUGAUUUAGACCCAAGAACCAGCAGAAGAAUCAGUGUUAGUUUCUUAUAUUUGAAUUAAUCAUUGAUUAAUCAUUGUUUUUCUACCUGGAUUGAAAAAUGUUUAAAAACUUUUGAAUCAAAAAUCACCUGAGUUCAAACACUGUUACAUGAAAUUUGAAUAUUCAGUAUGUGUAUAUAUAUAUAUAUCUAUAUAUAUAUAUAUAGAUAUAUAUAUAUAUAUAAAUACUGUUUAUGUAUGUAUUUGUAAUUUAACUGUGCCACUAAAAACCAACAAUCACUUUUUCAUGAGAGAAUUAAGAAAUAUGAUCAAAUUAUGAAAAAGAACAACAAUAUUAAUCAUUUCCUAGAUGGCAAAUGUUCACAUGUGACUUUAAUCUGGAUUAUUCGUGAUCAAAAAGAAACAUAUUGGUUUAUAUUGUGGUCGAAACAUUUAUUUAUUGUAAACGUAAAGAUUUUAUCAGAUUUAGUUACUGACGCGCACAUGUUUUCUCCCAUUUUUCAAUCCAAACUUAGAAAAUUGAGGAAAAAACAACUUCCUGUUACUGAUUUAAGUGUAAAUUUAUGUGAUAAACAUGGAAGAAGUCUAAAAUGGCGACAGGAAGUGAACGUAAACAUUCAUUUCUGAUUUAAAGUGGGAGUUUAUUUAGAUUUAGAAUUGUCUGCUGUCGAGUUUAAAACUACUGUCGUUUGAGUUUCAUUCCAAAAUAUUUCUGUAUUUAUAACAUACGUCGUGUUUUUAUUCUUCUUCUUCUUAUUCUCAUUAUCGUGGGUCCUCACUGUCUCUUUGAAUGUGAGUCUCUUUACGACGAUUUUGACAACGAAAAAUGUGAAGGACGAGUUAAUGCCGACGCCUCUGAGGACGAGCGCCGCGUUCUAUGUUUGGACUUUAGCAAUAAACUGCGAUAAAUCCAGCCACUGUAUAUUUACAUCGCACUCUUCACCGAUCGUUCUUUACCUGUUUUAUUCUUUAUUUUUAAAACGUUACCACUGCUUCUGAUGAUGCUAACAAACAAAAGUCGCAAAAACACAAAAUACUUAACUCCACCCGGAUAACGCACUAGCCACGGGAAAAACAAACACGCCACGACAGAGUUCAUGUCGUUCGUUUUCUUGCCAAGACUCAGACGUUAGUGACGCAAUAUUGCUGCGAUAAUUUGUGCUUCAAUUUUCUUUUUGUGGAUUCGUAAAUGGAAGUGGGUGGAGCCUCUUCUUUUGUUCGUUAUGUGAAUCUUCUAGAAGACGUUCACUAAUGCGGACUCUUAUGGAUCAAUGUUAAUUAUUUCUCCCCGACAAAAUCAUUGUAAGAAAACAUAAUAAUGUUACAUAAACAUGACUUCCAAGUGUUUGGGGGGCAGAGCUUUAACAAGAGGGGGUGGGAUUUAUAGGUUAAAAUAUUUUUAAAAGUGUAGCUGCUGUUAUGUUGCUAAUAAAUACGAUACGGGAUGAUAUAUUUAUCAUUUCACGAAAAAUGGUUGCAAUUCAUGAUAAUGUUGUGGUAACUGUACCUAUUAUUUCUGACUACGCAAUUAGAAGAUGCUCACAAAUAGGUCCAGUAUUUGGGGGCGGAGCCUCAAUCAGAGGGGCUGGGUCUUAUUCUAUUUUUGUCCUUACCAAAAAUGAUUGCAAUUUGCGAUAUUAUUGUGAUAAUUGUUCGCAAAUAUGACAAAAAAAAACAUUACGUUAUCAAAACAACUAACGUUUAAAAACGUCUUUAUUAAAUCACAGCUUCCAGUAUGUGGGGGCAGAGCUUCGGCUAGAGGGGUGGGACUUAUUGUUGCAGUUUUUUUGUCCUGACCAAAAUAAUUGCAAUUUGCAAUGUUAUCACAAUAAAUAUAAAAAUCUGCCUUAAUAUAUACAGUAUGUUUUUUUUUUUGAAUGUGUAAAUUCUAUCAAAUUAGCUACCUUGUUUUUUUGAAAAUGUUUACAAAUACUGACGAUAUGAUUGCGCUAGUUGAAAGGAAAUGUUCCUAACAGUGAAAUCACUUUACGUUACAUUUUAGUCAGAAAAACAAUUCAAAUAUAAUGUUUUUAUUUCUCACGCCUGAUAAUAGUCUUUUCAGAUUAUUGGCAAGAAAACAAUCAAAAGGAAAAAAAGAUUGUUUACUGACGUGACAUGGCUGCUGGAAAUGAAUAAAAAAAACCUGUCCAUGUUUGUUUGUCGCAAGACUCCUGCAAACAGGAAGUGAGAGCAUUCGCUUUGCUCAAAUUUUUUUGUAAAACGUGACCUGAAACUAAAUGGUCAUAAGUAGCGCCUGCGUUGUUUUCUCACGUUAGUUUGACGCAAAGCAAAUAGGACGACUUGCCAGCGAUUCCUCUGAUAGCAGACCUGCUCUAACGCUAACAUUACCGCUAACACACCCUCCAUCACUACACUGCAAAAACACUAAUGUGACAACAACGCGUUCUCAUGAUGAUGCACUUGUGUAAAUAGGCGUUUCCAUAGAAACCACUCACACUGACUGCAUGGCUCCUGUUUUUAUUAGUUUUUAGUGCUGCACAGUAUUUAUAUAUACGCCCUGUGUUUGUCUGUACAUAUUUACAUGAUAUUUACGUGAUUAUUUACAUCAUAUUUACCUGUUUGGUUCUUUCACCUGUGAGAAAACUUUGCAGAACUUUUAUUUUCUUCCUUGUCUGAUUUUGUUUGUUUUUUUCUGCAGUGAAUAAAAAGUGUUUUUAUACCCGACUGUGACCGACUCCACGCCAAAAUAACAAUAAAACUGUUUGAAAACAUCAACAAAA